Messenger RNA from Porites lobata, 10537 nucleotides. Lineage: Eukaryota; Metazoa; Cnidaria; Anthozoa; Scleractinia; Poritidae. The record is from the annotation of a GenBank genome assembly.
AUGGCGGCAGAUUACCAGGUAUGUAAGCGAUUUUUAUAGUUUCUUUUUAUGUUAUUUAGUUUGCUUUAGCAAUCUCCGUUACCAACAAAAUAUAUUAACAUGUAAUGAAUUGUAGGAUCAGAUACAUAAAAGGCGACUAGAGCUUCAUACAACGGUGUUUGCCUUGGCAUUUUCUCCAUGCGGAAACUACUUGGCUGCGUGCAAUAACUUUGGACAGAUCGCCGUUUUCAGGUAUGGUGCUUUACGCUGCGGAUCUGUGUCAAGCCCCGCUGAUAUAGUCAGAGUUGUCAAACGUUCUAAAAAUUUCUCGUACAUUAGCCGUACAUUCUGAGAGAGACCACGAGUCAAGUGGUUAAUCAUUAUUUUUGUAAGAGGUGGUUGAGAUAUUUUUUAUGUUCCGAGUGUUUUCUGGGAGUAGUUUGUAUUCUUUUGCCCCACGAAAGGACACUAAAUCUCUUGUUUUAUGAAAUAAAUUGCAAAGGUAAGGUGGUGCCUGAUUUGUCCUACACUUUUGAACCAUAGUAACAGUAUUUAGUAGAAGUUUUUGACGGACGUUCAGCCAACCAAGGGAUUUUCGCGCAGCAGAGACAUGAUCAAAUGAUUAUUUGAUACUUAGGAUUAUUGUGCAAGCAAAGUUCUGAAUAAGUUGAAUCUUAGAAAUGCUUUUGCUGAAGGUAUUACCCCAUAUGCUAGAACAAUAAAAAGCCUGCUAAAAAUAAGAGCAUUGAUAAUUGAAAUAGGAGUUUUGUUGUCCAAAAGAUGCUUAAUUCUGUUGAUGCGACAUAGAUCAUACAGGCAGCUUGAGGACAGUUUAGAUACAUGGUCAUCGAAAGUUACGAUAGAGUCGAUCCAGACCCCCAAGUCUUUUACAACAGGAGAGGGCUUGAUGUUUGUCCCCAAUAGAAUGACAGGAGGUAAAGAUAAGUUUCUUGUUAGUUGUGGAACGCCAACAACAAGGAGCUUAGUUUUGUUAGGGUUGAUCAACAGAGAGUUUGUUGAACACCAAUUUGCAAUCUCGCGAAGAUCACUAUUGAGGUCAAAAAUAGAGUACUAAAGUGCUGAUGUCAUAAAAAUGAAAUUUCUGAAAUUAUGGAAUUUGUCAGGAUAUUCUGAAAGAACAAUGUCCAAGAGGCCUACUUGCCAAAAAUGAGCAUUUCGGGGCAAAUUGUCUCUGAGAUCGUAGCCCAGUUAUGCUUAGCAAACUCCAUACAAAACCAUCUAAUUUUUGGGGGGGUUGACCCAAAAAAAAAAUCAUUUUUAUGACAUCACACUUUAGUACUCUAUGGCAACUCUGAUGUCAGGAGGGGGAAGAGCCAAAAGCAGCUUGGUGUCUUCUACAUAGCCUAUGGCUUCACACUUCUUCGGUACAGAGAGAAGGUUGUUGACAUACAAUGUGAAAAAAACUGGACUGAGAAUGGACCCCUGGGCCACACUCACUGUCAGUGGAAGGGGGUCAGAUAGGACACUGCCAAUCCUAACCACUUGCUUGCAUAAUGACAGGUAACUCUUAAACCAGGCUAGAGCAAAGUCCAACAGACCCAGUUAGUGCAGUUUCGAUAAUAAGUUGUCAUGUUGGAUGCUGUCAAAAGUUUUAGACAUGUCGAGCAGUACAACCACUGAUAUACGGUUUAUUGACCUGACAUGACCUGUGUGACCUGUGUUUUAUACCUGCCACACAUGUACAACAGCAGGUUUUACUGUUUACAGUAUACAUUGCGCUUUGUAAUGUCUUAGUUUUCUUUAUUGUUUAAUUUUGCUUUGAAUUCAUAUGUAACAAUUAUAAAUAUGGAUAUUAUUUUUGUACUUAGUGUUGUGUCUGCACUAGAACCAGAUGCAUCUUCUGCUAAGAAAAGACCAAUAAUAAUUUUUCAAGGUAAAUACGUAAAAACACCUUUUUUGAACUCUAUUUUUUACUCUGGAUAAGUUCUUGUUAUCUGUUAUUGUAAUGGGUGUGUGUCCGCUGUUUGCUGGCAGUUGACUGAUAGGUGCUAGUUAAUUGAUUUCAACUGUGGUUUUGGUCAAUGUUAUUGAUCUGAUGUAAUUGGGCACCAGUUCAUUGACCACAUCAUGGUUGUCUAAAGAUUAAGUUUUUUUUCAGGCCAUAAUGGUGCAAUUUACAGUCUCAUAUCAACUGAAAAGUUUCUUAUAAGGUAUGCUUUUAUUUAACUAUCAAGCUUUUAAGUCAUAGAUUGCUGUUGUCAAUGAUCAUUGUAUUAGCAGUGACUGAGUUAUGUUUUUUUUGUGUGUUUGUAGUGGUGGCUCAUCUGAAAUUCAUGGCUGGCGGUGGGAUGAAAUUCUUGAAAAAACAGAGGUUGGUUCCAUUUACUUACCUUAAAGGAGUUUUAUGUUUUCUCAGAUGGUUUAUAUAUGUAACUGGAAAUACGAAAGUAACUGGAUGUUAUAUUAUUUUUCGCUCAUGAGCAGUGCAUUUUGCCGUGGUGUUGGGUGAGCGUAGUCCUGAAUAGGACUGUUUUUGAAAGUAACUGACGCUUUGUCAACCUGUGUGAUAGUCAUCUUUAUUAUUACUAAGGGGCUAGGGGCCAUGUGCCUCUGCUAGCACAGCCCUGCCUGUAUUCAAGAAAUGCUAUGCAGAUAGCAUGUCUUAGACUGACAUACUGUUUUUCUCUCGUUUGAUCAGUCUCCAUUACCGGCGUGGACACUUCAGCCUUCAGCCAGGUACAAUACAGUACUGUAUAUAUAGUCAACUGGUAUUCCCGUAACACUUUAUACCAUGAAUUUAUUGAUACUAUUUUUGCCCAGAGUAUUUCGUGUAAACUUCUGCUAAAUAUUUUGAUAAGAAGGAAACAAUGGGGGAUUAAGACGUGAAUCUAAUCUUCUGUUAUUCCUGUACCCAAAGCAAUGUAUUUAUUAAUAAUGUUACCUCACUCAGUUGACACUUUUAAAAUCCAUAAAAUGGAUCACAGAGUCAGAAUUAUUAAUAAUAAAGACAAAUUGCUGUAAAUGCAUUUCUGGUUCUACUAUCAUUAUAGUAGAACCUUACUUAAAAAUCAAACAUACAUGUAUAUUGGCUAAGAGAAAAAGUAUGCCAUUAAAAAUUGGCAAAACUUAGUAUGUGUGGCAUAUUAUAAUGCUGUCAAUUGGUCAUUUCAGUUGUGUUGCUAUUACAUAAUAACUUUAUAUAAAAAUAUUUGCUAAUAUUAUUGUAUAUUGAUUUGUUUAUCAAGAAAUUCUCUGAAUGUAGCUGAAACCAAUGCUCUGGUGUUUGCCAGUCAGGUAUGUUUUGUUUCUCAAAAAUUCAUAAUAAUAAUAAUGAUAAUAUUAUUAUUGUUGGCUUGAAUAUCCAUUUGUUAUUUUGCACUUUUCAGGCAUCUAAUUUAAUAUAUCUUUAGGAAGUAUGUAUAACAUAUUAUGUUAAUUCUUUCCUGCUUUAGUGAGAGCUUAUUCUUAGAAGAGAUAAUAUGUGUAAUAUAUCAUUCUUAUUUUUCGUGUUACAGUAAAAUAUUAUUAUACUAUAAAAAUGUCACUCCAUCAAUUUUUCUGCCGCAAUUUCACUUGGCUCCACUUUGUGCAGUAUUGAAAAUUUCUCAUUUAUGGAAUGGUAAGCGUGCAUGUGUAUUUGGAAACAAAACACUCACAACAGUCUCUAACCCAAAAUUAUUGGUGUCUGUGAUAUGAUUUACUUUUCUAGGAGGAUACUCUAUUCUCAGGUUGUGGAGAUAACAAUAUCUAUAUGUGGGAUCUGGACUCAGGAACCUGUAAGGUGAUACAAGUUUUGUUUUGAAAUAUUUAUUAUUUAAUAUUUAUGGCGAGUAAAGUGUCCAAUAGCCAGUGGGCAGAGCUAUUAUCCUUUUUAAUAAGCUGUCAAAGGGUCAGACCUCAAUCCUGCUUCCCAUACCAUACUCUCCUGCCUCUUGAAUCAAUCCUUGUCUCCUGAUGUCAACCCUUUUUCACAUUGCUCCCUGGUUAAUUGUAGCAGUUUAGGUAAAAAAAACCCUUUAAUGGAUUCAAUAAACCGCUCCCUAAUUUUUAUUGUCUUGGUUUUACUUGAAAAAAGCAAAAUGAGAAUUUGAGAUUACAUCAAGAGCCACUUGGGGCAGUAUUACAGUUGUACAAGUAUAUGUACCUCAGCCAGUUCUUAGCAAUUUCAAAACCCAUGUUAUUCUUAAAGCUGUGCCAGGAUGUACCGUUCAUAGGAAUUUCAUCUUUUUGUUUGGUUUGUCUGCUGUUAGCCUGCGUGCAGACGAUAACUAAACUCUCUUUAACCGGAUUUUAAUUUCAUCUGCACACAGGCUAGUCUACUGUUUGAUAAUUUGCUAAAUGUUAAUGUACCUCUUGAGAAUGUCACUGGCUUAGCUAGCUUGAACUUCAAUUUCAUUUCUCUUCUAACUUCCUUAAUUCUGACAGAGAGGUUGAUUUGUUCAGUUUUCAAAACUGUAGGUACAAUAUAAUGUUAUAAUAAUUAUUAUUUUUUUAUGAAUUGGUUUUAUUUUAAUUAAUAAUUCUCUUGUACAUUGUUCUAGAAUACCCUCACUGGUCAUAGGGAUUAUAUUCAGUGUCUUUGCCUCAGGACAAAACACAGCCAGUGUGUUAGUGGAGCUGAAGACGGCACUGUGAGAUUAUGGGGUGAGCAGAUUUGCAAUCUACUCAUCUGUUGAAACCUAUAGUAUCUGGACUUGUUGUUUUUAUAAUCUUUUACAAGAACAUGAAAACUAAAAAAUAUUCAUACAGGGAACCCCACAUUACACAUAGCAAUAAAUUGUAUGACCACAUCAUUUUGUCCCACAAAAUCAUUUUAAAACAUAGCUAGAAAAUUCCCCUAAUCAAAUUCAAUAGCGCGAGCGUGCUUCAAAUUCCUAUUGAGCAUGCUGAUGACGUCAAAAAUUAUUCGUAAUUCCUCAAGUUGUUGUGAGCUUAGCAAUCCUGAGUCUCGUGAGUGCAUCCAUAACUCGGCAGUACACGAUAAAGCGUUUACCAUGUGUUUUAUGAGGAAAUUUAAGAGGAAACGUUUGAAUUUGUUAACCGAUAGUAAGGAAAAGAGGUGAGUGUUGUUGUUGUUGUUGUCAUCUCCACCAGCUGUGCGGGCUGUGGCGUGAGAUCAUUCUUUGCAAAGUUGUUUUCUCUCAAUAACAAUUUUUCGAUGAAUUAAUAGUUUUCCGGCACCUAAAUAUGGAUUUUACAAUCAUUUUAGAGUACACUUUCUCUCAGUUUCAGGAUAAAAACAUAAGCUUAACUGUGAGGAAAAAAAAUAUACUCACGUAAACAUUGAUGCGUACUGCUUUGAGCGUGCCCUACAAUAAUAAAAUGUUAAGUUAAUUGAUGCAUUGAUCGCUUUGACAAUGUUAUAAAACUCAAGAGGCUAGAGUUGCACUCGGCUGUGCCUCGUUUUAACUCUUACACCUCUUUCGUGCUCUCCAAACUUCCCACGUGCUCAAUAUCUCGACAUACGCAAGCUGACAUAAUGAAUAAUUGUUAAUUGAAAGGGUCAUGCUAUAUACUAAGUUGUGUGUCAUUCUUGUAGAGAAGUGAUUGAAACUUAGAAGUAAAGGGAAUACUUUUAUUUCUGUUUUCAGAUUACAGAACCAAAGGAACACUGACAGGUUUAAUAGAACCAUGCAAAAAUGAGGUACAGAAGUGAAUUUAACCACGUUAUUUCUAUAGUGUAUUAAUACAAACAAGUUAUUGACAAACUGAAGCAAAACUGAAAACAAUGGAGUGACUGGACAAACCACAGGCAGCCGAAGCUUGAAAUAUGAGCAUCAACGAGCAUCGGCAUUGUUGCGUAACAUUUAAAAUAUAAGGAUUUGUAUGGGAAAAAAACCUAUCGUUUCUGUAACCUAUGAAAAUGAAACGGUUUCAAUAAAAAACAGCUUACCUUACUUAAAAUGUGUGUUACGUCUCUCCUGUGGGGUCUACGGGCCAAUUUAUGGCCGUUUUAUGGGUUUUUAUGUAAACGGUUUUAUAGAGAGAAAACCGUUUACAUAAAAAGCCAUAAAACGGCCAUAAAUCGGCCCGUGGACCACACAGGAGAGACGUGGGUUUGAUUCCCGGGGCAGGACCAUCACUCAGGGUCUUAAAAUAACUAAGAAAUGAAGGUACUCCCUUUGCACUGGAGGUGGCUGGACCUUCGUGUAACUCGGAUGACCACGAAAAAUGGCAUACCCGCCUCUAGUAGGAGACAAAAAUAGUGUCCCCAAUUAAUACUUUCAUGCUAAAUACAUUGAAACUCAAAUAAAGUGCAUUUUUUUUGAAAAAACAAUGCAGUUCAGUCAUAAACCCCAUCAUGAUCAUCAUUUUUUAACAUUUUGAUGAAGGUAUUGUUGAAAAUGUUAUCACUGCAGGACAUUCACAGACCCCAGUUAGGUUCCUGGAUAGGGUGUGUCAGUGUAGAUGAGAGCCAAGACUGGUUGGUAAGUGACUGAGUCUUCUUAAACCUACAUGUAUAUCAGUCUGUAGAAAUGAUGUAUGCUCAUUGGUAGAGCAAAAGAGUUAUUGCCUUCACGAGUAUUAUUAAAAAAUAGAAUUGUCACCGUCACAUAAUUAUAUGGUACAGUGUACAAUAAUUGCUAAGUGCAUGAUUUUCCAGUCACCUUUGCCAGUCAACCAGAGCUCAAUCUUUUUUAACUCUAAUCCAUUCACUUGAAACAGAACAAUAAUUCUCUGAACAGAUCUCCAUCAAUUUCCUUAAAGAGUAUGGGUGAGGGUGAGGGUAAUGGUGAGGGGAGGACAGAUUGGCAUUCAAGUAAAACAGGUUGACCUUCCAACUUCAUUGCUCGCUUGGUCACUGUGCAACCUCAUUGAAGCAGGUUUUGCUCGCUUUUAAGAACUUAAGAGAGGUCAACUUUUAGCAAGUCUAGGACUCCCCCAACUUGGUGUAAGUACAAACCCUUCUGGAAUUUUAGCCUUAGCCUUACCCUCACCCCCAUCCUUGUCCUUACCCUUACCCUAACCCUAACCCUCACCCCCACCCCUAUCCUUGCCCUUACCCUCGUUUUAGCAACACCGAGCUACAGCUUGCGUAGUAGAACUGACUUUCUUUGCACCCUGUUGUAAUAUUGUAAUUUUAUAUCUUCUGUGUCAAAACAAGGUUUGUGGCGGUGGUCCAUCCCUAUCUGUGUGGCAUUUGAGGUCCAUGGCGUGUACAGCUGUUCUUAGAACUGAAUCUUGUCAGCAAACGGCACUCUUUCACAAUGAUCUUGUAAGUGACAUAGUGAUAUUAGGUUCUCUUAUUUUAGUAAACAAACGUUUUGAUUGGUUAACAUAAAGCAAGGCUGGAACACAGGGAGAGGAAAGGAGAGAUGGAAUGCUCUGCUUGAAAAAAAAUGCAGCCUCUUCAAUGCAGUUAAUAAAAUAAUAUAAUUAUAUUGAUUUGAAGUCCAGGGUCUGAUUGGGGUUGACCAUAACUAUAUAAAGAGGCAAUAAUAAUUAUGGUAACAGUUACCAUAUUGCCCCUUUAACGUAGUUAGGGUCAACCCCAAUCAAAUCCUGGACCAAAUUAUGCAUGGACCAAAUUAUGCAGAAAGUAAUAGUUCAUUUACUGAGCUAUUGCUGUCUGCGCAAUUUGGUCCUAUGCAUUCUGACCAGUCACCCUAAUGCAACCCACUCUGUUUCUAUUAUAAUCAUCCAAGGUGACAACAUUAGUUAUCAUAAUUAUUGAUCAUUCAUAAGUAAUAUGCAGUGGAACCUUUAUUCAGGAGACACCCUCUGGACUGAGGCAAGUGUCCCCUGAAUAGAGGUUGGGCUGGGGUUUGUUAAUAAAAUUAUUAACCAACAAAGAAAACACACAGAAAUCAUCAUUAACUUACCGGUAUCUCUGUGACAUUAUAAUGUUGAAUUCACUAACAAGUCAAUUUCAUUAAUUUAAGUGAGAUAGUUCAGUUUGUGUAAGCUUCCACAUUUGUGAUUUGUGGCACACACCUGAAGAUAUCAACCCUCUUUGUGGUCAAACACUGUUUGAGUGCUAAGGUGUCCCCUGAAUGGAGGUUAAACUCGGGUCUCAGAAAAAGUGUCCCUUUCCCCUGAAUAGAGGUGUCCCUUCAAUAGAGGUAGUGUUCCAAAGGAGAGGCUCCACUGUAUUACAGUCAAACUGGCAAAACCAUGAACACUUGAAAUAUUUCAGAAAUGUUUAUUGUGAAAAAAUGAAAGAUGGUAAAUUUUAAGCUCAGUGAAAUAAAUGUGAAAAUGAAAUGAUCAGCAUGUCACGAAAGUGGGACAAAGAAAAAAUCUAAGUCCCUGACAGGAUGUGAUUAGAUUCUUUCUUUGUCCCAUGCUGGUGACAUGCUGAUCAUUUCAUUUUCACAUUUAUUUCACUGAGCUUAAAAUUUACCAUCUUUCAUUUUUGUCACCACACAAUGCGACAUUGACAUUGCUGAUCCUUGCAGUAGGCCUCACAAGUGUCAAAUAUGAACCUAGUAUAUGGCCUCGUUCUCCAUGAGUUCUCCAUAGCUCCGGUGGAUAGAGUGCCCGCCCGGUGUUUGGGAGGUCUAAGGUUUGAAUCCCGUCGGGGACUUAGAUUUUUUCUUUGUCCCACACAAGUGAUAUGCUGAUCAUUUCAUUUUCACAAUGUUUAUUGUGUUACACCCAAUCACAGUAAAGAUCAAGACAUGCCACAAAACCACAAACUAAUAAAUGUUCUUGCUUUCAGUUUAGUUUGUCACACCUGAUAGGCUUUUUUCUUGCAACAUAAUAUCAUUCCAGAAAUAUUUUUGGUGUUCACGGUUUUCCUGGUUUGACUGUAAAAUUGAAAAACCCCAUUUAUUUCUCGACAUAGUUUGUUCUUGUAAUUAUUUUUGUUUUCACUGGACACUUCAUAAUUUGUAUGUGUAUACAAUAUUUAAUCUAAGAAAUAUUUAAUGCAGUGUUUUUGUAGCCUGAUUCUCAGACGUCUGUGGUAGUUCGUGGUCCCUUCACUUCCCUCCCUCUCGAGAGGGCGGGAAGCGAAGUGAUGGUGAACUACCUCAGACGUCUGAGAAUCAGGCUAGUGUUUUUGUUGCUAGAUUCUCUCAGCUGGAUCAGAGCCACAUGUUUUCCACUGGCAAAUAAAUGGUGACCCUAAAACACAUGUACCCUGUACCCCCAAAUCAGUUUUUGCCUUACAAGUCAAUGACAAGUCCCCUAAGAACAAGGUAUUGAUACUAUAUAACACUAGAGAGCUUAAGUAAUGAUAAUGGCAACAGCAGCAAGAACUUGUCUAUGAAAAUAAAUUUCCCGCAGUUUUUCACGUGCCAUGGUGAUUAUUCCAACGUGUUUAACAUGACAAACAUAACCUGAGAUCAGGCUCAAUUUUCGUUUCGCUUUGUUAUAACAUUCCAACGGGCAAGGCAAAACGAAGCGGUAGCCAUUAUAGAGAAUGUAUUAGAACCGCUAGAAUUGGGCCUGGUCUCAGGUUAUGACAAACACAGACCUUUUAAUCAAGUAAAGUAAGGUGAAGAAAACUUUUUUAUUUUCUGCAACGCAUUGUACAGUGUUCAGUUGAACCUCUCCUCAACGGCCACCUUGGGGACAGAGGAAAGUGGCCGUUCUAGAGAGGUUUAAGUAAGCAUCAAUGUACUAUUAUCUGCCAAAAAGAGUGGCCAUUGUAGAGAGAUGGGCAUUAGAGGAGGUUGGACUGUAGGUCCUCAAGAACUAAGAUUUAGGAGAAUUUCAUGUCAUAGCUGGCAGAGGACAGAUAAGAAAUUAAUGUACAAAAUUUGUGACACACAUGCAGAGUUGUUUUUUUACCCUAUCAAACACACAUGUAUUGCAGCUUUGUUAAGUCUCUCUUGUGCUUUUUCAUGUAGGAGGAGUUAUAAUAAAGUACUGUUCAUGUAAUAGGAGCUUAAAAACUCCUAUUACAUGAACAACAACAAUAGAGACCCUGUGAAUGAAGUUGAUUGCUCAAACACACAAAAAUUUUAUGAAAGUACAUGUAGACAACUGAGUCAUGACAGGACAAUUUUUUUUAAUCUAACCAGAGACAUUGUUCACAAUAAUCAUUUGUAUUUACCCCCACCAUUAGUCAAGUUGCAAAUUCUCUGCUGCUAAACAUCCCUUCUCUAGCAUAGGAGCAAGGAGGCCCUCUUAGGAGGGGGUCCCAUGUCACCAGUCUGAAUUUUAAAACGUCUCGUGCACGGUUGUUUGUAAAUGCUUGUUGCUUAUUGUCGGCUUUGCCGUCACUGUCGCAGUUUGGCCAAGGGAGGUUGUCUCUUGUUGCGAUUUCAUUUUACGCGCUGUCGCUACUUUUUGGGCCAUGUCGCUUGUCGGAAUUUACCCUGGCAGGGCCUCAGCAAGUCUUCACAGGUUUUACAGUGAGGUUCCUCUCCCCAGCCCAGUCUGAAGAGUUAGUCAUCUUCCUCACUCCAACCCCCAAGGAGCAAGAAGUAGCUACUUUACUUAUCCCCAUUUCUCUUUAUGGAAAUUCAGAAGAUUAACUAUAACAUGAUAGUACUGGUAAUUUCCUCCCUCAGAUGUAACACCCUUAUUCAUUUUCCUCUAAUCAGGUUCUUGCAGUUGGUGGAAGCUCCGCUGAUAUUGAUGUCUUUACAAACUUUGGAUACAGAGCUCUCUCUUUAAAAUUUUCCCAAUAAAAGCAGUGAAACAG